Sebastes umbrosus (honeycomb rockfish) is the source of this 2728-nucleotide messenger RNA. It is a transcript of the gene slc26a1, whose product is annotated as solute carrier family 26 member 1. The record is from RefSeq and is a predicted model, not a curated record. NCBI's taxonomy places the organism in Eukaryota, Metazoa, Chordata, Actinopteri, Perciformes, Sebastidae. Gene Ontology annotation, molecular function: oxalate transmembrane transporter activity; bicarbonate transmembrane transporter activity; chloride transmembrane transporter activity. Gene Ontology annotation, cellular component: membrane. Gene Ontology annotation, biological process: transmembrane transport.
GGUGGACGGCUGUAUAGAUGAAAACAGACUGAUGGUGAAUGCAGAGGCACCAGUCAGGGAGGUAUGGCUGAUGUUGCCUCCUGUUUGCUCCUCUGGUCCGCUUUGGGAGCACAGCUGACCACAUUAUCCAUCCCCUCCCUCUUCCUCUCACCUUGCUGCCUCCUCUUCCUCCCUAAGACCAUGGAGGAGGUCACCAAGGUCACGCCGCCACCUCUCCUGGAACGCCGGGCCCGCCAUCGACAGCCCACAGUUUCAGUCCUCAAAUCCAAGCUGAAGCAGGGCGUGUCCUGCUCUGUGCCCAGAGUCCGAUCCACCCUGACCGGGUUCUUCCCCGUUGUGCGCUGGCUGCCUAAAUACAAGCUCCGAGAGUACGUCUGGGGCGAUGUGAUGUCCGGGCUGAUCAUUGGUAUCAUCUUGGUGCCGCAGGCCAUCGCCUACUGCCUGCUGGCAGGAGUACAGCCCAUCUAUGGUUUAUACACCUCAUUUUACGCCAACGUCAUCUACUUCCUCAUGGGGACGUCCAGACAUGUCUCUGUGGGGAUCUUCAGCCUCAUGAGCCUCAUGGUUGGACAGGUGGUGGAUAAGGAGAUGUUCCUGGCAGGUUUUGACCUCAAUGAGGACUCCGCAGCGUCUGGCCCUGAUGUGUUUAAUGGCACUCUGGGCAUUAACCUCACAGCUGGUAACCUUCACAGUGUGGAGCUAAUGGGUCUGCAGUGUGGGGAGGAUUGUUACUCCAUCAGCAUCGCUGUUGCUCUUACAUUCCUGGUUGGUGUCUAUCAGCUCAUGAUGGCCGUGUUUCGGCUCGGCUUCGUCUCUGUAUACCUUUCGGCUCCCAUGCUUGAUGGUUUUGCCACGGGAGCCUCUUUCACCAUCCUCACCGUGCAGGCCAAGUACCUGUUGGGUCUAAAGAUCCCCCGUCACCAGGGCUAUGGCAUAGUUGUCGUCACCUGGAUCAACAUCUUCGCCAACAUUCAUAAGACCAACCUGUGUGACCUUAUCACUAGCGCCAUCUGUAUCUCUGUAUUAGUGGCAGGAAAAGAGAUCCAGGAGCGCUACAAGGAUCGUCUAAAGAUCCCUCUGCCGACUGAGCUGGUAGUAGUAGCAGGAGCUACGCUGGCCAGCCAUUUUGGGGAGCUGAACAGCCAUUAUGGCUCCAGUGUUUCUGGUCACAUCCCCACAGGGUUCAUUCUUCCCCAGGUGCCCAGCUUUAGUCUGAUGCCACGGUUGGCACUGGAUGCCAUUCCUCUUGCUGUCAUUAGUUUUGCUUUCACAGUGUCGCUGUCUGAGAUGUUUGCUAAGAAAAACGGCUAUACGGUUCGUCCCAACCAGGAGAUGCUGGCCAUCAGCUUUUGUAACAUCAUCCCCUCCUUCUUCCACUGUUUCACCACCAGUGCAGCAUUGGCAAAAACCAUGGUGAAGGACUCAACAGGCUGCCAGACACAGGUAUCCAGUCUGAUCAGCGCCCUGGUCGUCCUUCUCGUUCUCCUCUUCUUCGCGCCUUUCUUCUACUCUCUCCAGAAGUGUGUUCUUGCCUGUAUUAUCAUUGUAAGUCUUCGCGGGGCGCUGAGGAAGUUCAAGGAUAUCCCGGCUAAGUGGCGUGCCAGCCGGAACGACGGCAUUGUUUGGCUGGUCACCAUGUCAGCCACGGCUCUGAUCAGUGUGGAGCUGGGCCUCCUGGUCGGAAUCGUUUUUGCCAUGAUCUGCGUCAUCUAUAAGACCCAGAACCCUAAAGUCUCUCUUCUGGGCCGGGCCAAUGACACCGAUCUUUACGAAGACGUGGACGAGUACAAGAACCUCAUGCCACCACCUCGGGUUCAGGUCUUUCGUUUCCAGGCUCCUCUGUACUACGCGAACAAGGACUCAUUCCUCAGAUCCCUCUACAAAGCUGUCGGAGUUGAGCCUUUCUUGGAGCUGACUAAGAGGAGGAAGGCAGAGAAGAAGGCCAAAGAGAUGUCCUCGAAGCAGGCCAAGGCAAACGGGAAUAAAAACAACGGAGAGGUCUGCAUAGGACUCGUCCAAAGAGAACUGGAUUUCCACGCGAUAGUUUUAGACUGCUCUGCCAUUCCAUUCAUAGACUCCACAGGCAUGGCCACAUUUAAAGGGCUGGUCAAGGAAUAUAAAGAGAUAGGAGUGAGCGUGCUCCUCGCCAACUGUAACACAUCCGUCAUCGAUACCCUGCAGAAGGGGCAAUUCUUUGGGGAAAAUGACAAAGACAUGAGCAGCGUGCUGUUUCAUGCAGUUCAUGCAGCAGUUCUUCAUGCAAAGAGUGCAUCUCCAGAAAGCAGGUCAGAAGACUCUGUGGUGUAGCGCAGAUAGAAGGAGAGGGAAUUUAGGUAUGCUAUCUUGCCACCUAUAACAAUACUGCACUACAUAGCUUCGAGGAAGCUUUGUCCAUGAAAACUCGGAGGUACUUGAUCUGCCCACUGAGCAUUCUUUCCAAGAUAUACAAUGCAAUUUCACUGCUGGAAAUAAAACUAGGUCAUCUAUGUAGUACAAAGGUGCAAUUAUGUUUUAAACUGGCGCCCUAUGAUUGAAGAAAAAUAUUUCCUAUUGCUCAAAAGGAGAAAAUCCUACAACAACUAGGAUCCAUUAAACACAGUCUCAAAGCAGUUUGUGAAAUAGUCACGAAAUUUAAUCUAUUUGAUUCAUGUACAUAGACACGAAUUUCCCUUUUUUUUCUUAAGGCUCAGCAUGACAACACGUGUCAAUUUCCGCUCCAGUCUUUUCA